Vicia faba (fava bean) is the source of this 594-nucleotide messenger RNA. NCBI's taxonomy places the organism in Eukaryota, Viridiplantae, Streptophyta, Magnoliopsida, Fabales, Fabaceae. The record is from the annotation of a GenBank genome assembly.
AUGCAAUCUGCCCAUGUUCAUGUGUUGAUUAACUACGUUGAAGUUAAACCAUAUCUUGAGGCAUUUAGUACUUACUAUUAUCAAAGCACAGACGAACAACCAUCAACUGGUUACAUACAUACCUAUUUUACAGCAUGGUUCAAGCAACAAUUAUCAUGUAUUGUUGCACUAAGUCCUGAAAUAAUACAUUUGAGAAAAAAAAUUCCACCCAAGAAAAAUGCCUCCCAUCAAAAGCCUCUUCGCAGCAGGUACAUUAUAGAGGAGGUGCCUGAUUCAAAUUUGUUUAUUCCUAUGCCACAAUCAAGUCAAGUGGCAAAUCAUCCUACUCCACCUACUAUGCAUCCUACUCCACCUCCUAUGCAUCCUACUCCACCUCUUAUGCAUCCUUCUCCACCUAUGUCUGCAUCUUUCACUGGAUUACUAUCCACACCUCUUGGAUGCACACCAUUCUCGCCCAUAUCCCUGACAACUUUUAUUAGUCCUACUGAAUACACACCAUAUUUUACUACUGGACCCAGUACAUAUUUUCCUAUGCCUUCCAUGCAGUCGAGUGGACCCAUUCAUAUGGAGUUAGGUGGAUCUAACAUGCCCUGA